Magnolia sinica is the source of this 1096-nucleotide messenger RNA. RefSeq lists its product as uncharacterized. The transcript has 2 exons. The coding region runs from base 26 to 895 and encodes 289 amino acids. Gene Ontology annotation, molecular function: translation initiation factor activity; RNA binding. Lineage: Eukaryota; Viridiplantae; Streptophyta; Magnoliopsida; Magnoliales; Magnoliaceae. Gene Ontology annotation, cellular component: eukaryotic translation initiation factor 3 complex; cytoplasm. The record is from RefSeq and is a predicted model, not a curated record.
CUCUCUCUCUCUCUCUACAAAAGCAAUGGCCAUUGGCAGCUCUCACCGACCUCCACCUCCCAACAAGGUCCGUUGGGUUGACGUCGAGGAAGAGGACGUACUCGGCCCGCGUACCAUCCCUCCCCCUAUCGUCCUCGGCCCCGACGGCAACGGCAUCAAGAGACUCAUCGCAUUCAGGAUCGACGGCCAUGGACGCAUGAUCAAGACCACCACCAUCUCCCGCGUCCGGAAGCUCGCCCUCCAACGCCGGUCCUGGCCCAAAUUCGGCGACGCGGCUAGCCAAUCCAACGGAAUUCUCACCAUGGUCUCCACCGAAGAGAUCCUCUUCCAGAAACCGACGGCUCCCGGGAGCACAAGAAAAGCCAAAGAUGUGAGGGUCAACGGUGAUCCGUUCAUUGGGCUCGGGAAAGGAGGCGGCUCGGUCCUUAUGGUGUGCAGGACAUGCGGCCGAAAGGGCGAUCACUGGACAGCUAGAUGCCUGUACAAGGAUCUGGGUCUGCUCCCUGAAGGCCUCCUUAUCAAUGGGCCAGUCACUGCAGAAGCCCCGACAGCCUUUGAUCCUGAUGCCAAGAUGAAAUACAUGCCUCCUGGCCUCAGAGGAGGUGCAGAGAGGCGCAGAGAGGAGACAAGGUACAGAACUGAAAAGUACUCAGUCAAGGUUUCCAACCUCUCAGAGGACACCCAUGAGCCCGACCUGUUCGAGCUCUUCAGCGUGCUCGGCUCCAUCGACCAUGUCCACAUUCCCACAUAUCGCAACACUAGCGUCAGCAAGGGUUACGGAUUCGUCACCUUUUCCAACAAGGAAGAUGCAGAGAGGGCCAUCAACAAGCUGGAUGGGAUUGGCUAUGACAAUCUCAUCAUCAGAGUUGAGUGGGCCCCAUGGAGUUUGAAGUGAUUUUUCCCUGCUUUCAAAAGCUAUAAGAAUUCAGAGAUUUUACGACAUUUCAUUGUGUAUACGCAUCUGUCCAUAUCAUCAGAGCUAGGAAGAUAUGCAUAUGUUUCUGUUUUCUGUGUAUAUGAGAAUUUCAUGAAAACUUCUGAGACAAAAUGGAUGUUUCCAUAAAUGGGUUUCAUUAGAUUUUUGUUCUGAUUUUCA